Messenger RNA from Guyanagaster necrorhizus, 840 nucleotides. RefSeq lists its product as uncharacterized. Bases 1 to 840 code for a protein of 279 amino acids. The transcript is spliced from 2 exons. The record is from RefSeq and is a predicted model, not a curated record. Lineage: Eukaryota; Fungi; Basidiomycota; Agaricomycetes; Agaricales; Physalacriaceae.
AUGUCCACCGGCUGGAAUCUGUUCCGUCAAGCUCAGACGUUGUACGCCCGAGGCGAUGCCGAUGGGGCCUUUGAGCGCUACCAGAAAGCUAUCAUGAAGAUCGUGAGGGAUGAGAACGUUAUGAGGCGGUUACCCAUAUCUAGCGACGCGUUUCCUGAUGAUAUCUUUCCGACGCAGACUCUGGGCGCAGCAUGGAGGAACUUUAUUGCUUUGUUCAGGGACCCAGCGCUGGGUAAGACCAGGGGUGCCUUCCGUCCCACUUCCACCACGCAGGACCACCCUCGUUUUUUCACCAAGAAAGCCAGGCUCUACCUGAAGGGCAUGCAAAUCAGCGCGGGGCUGACGCUCGGGCUGCUCGCCUGGGAGGAGAAGGACCGGCCGACCGCCAUGAAACGACUCCGUGAGGCUCUAGAACUCGCCGCCACCCACCCACCGUACUAUGACCUCGCUAAGGUGCGUCAGCCUUGGGACCGCUUCGUCUACAUGGACGUGAAGGCUGUGCGGGACAACCUCGCGGUGGUGUUCCAGAACGACCAUGAGAACGAACAGCUGCUGGAGAUGUACGGUGUGGAAGGCUGGGAUAUGUGGAAGGAAGUGCUCGGUGUAGGGUACGUCAGGUAUGAGGUGGAUGGGGGGAUUACGUUCAAGAGGAACGUGAUGGUCGCGUCGGAUGCAUGGGCGGCGCGUGAGAGGUUCGAUGUGAAGCUGUGCAAGUGUAGCCCCCGCAAGGAGGUUGCUUGUGGUGCAUGUAUUUUUGCAUGGUUUUUGCUCGUCUGUGCAAAUCGUUUCCUCAGAUUGUGGAGCCCGAGGUUAGAGGAGGUGAGUUCAAUUGUUUUCUAG